Schistosoma rodhaini is the source of this 2667-nucleotide messenger RNA. NCBI's taxonomy places the organism in Eukaryota, Metazoa, Platyhelminthes, Trematoda, Strigeidida, Schistosomatidae. The record is from the annotation of a GenBank genome assembly.
CUUUAGUGUGAUCUGGCUAAGGCCUAGCACCAAUUGCAACUUUUGUAGGCAAGAAAAAAACGAAAGCGCACUGAAAAUUACCAAUAUCCUGGAAACGGACAACCCGAUGCUUGGAAGAACGCUAGAGUAUAGCCUUAAUAAAAUAUACAAGAUUAAAGAAAAAUAGUCAUUUUUAUUUAUGUCUGUAAGCGCUCUAUAUAAACCAGCUGGUAUACUCACUUUUUAUGGUCAGAAUGUCAAGUUCGCGGUCUAGCAAUCUGCGCACUUAUUUGGAUAAAAAGUUCAAACCCACCUUUGAUCAGUACAGUAAGAAAGAUGGCAUUCCGUUGUCUGAUUUGAAAAGACUUCUCGGGAAGUCUGACCUCCCAGAAUCAAAAGUUCACAAUCUUGUGGACUCGGCAGAUAAAGAUGGAAACCAGUUCAUUACUUACGAUGAGUUCCUAAAACAAGUUCUAUCUGAGGAUGAAGGGACUCUCCAGAGACUGCGUAUUCACAAACGAGUCCUCAAUCGUGCAGUGUUGGCUAUAGCACCAGAUUGUGGACGCGAGCAUCAGCGGGCUGUCGCUGUAAAUUCUGGUUACGAUGCUAUCGAUGGCUACAAUUGGGGUGAAGCAGAUGUUGAUAAUUAUAUACAGGCUUAUGACUGUCGCCCUCCUCCUAUAUUUAUCCCUUUGAUAACUAUCGCUGAGAUUGCAGUUUUUAUUUACUACGUUGUUACUUAUAGCAACAAACCUGGCUCAUCCAGCAUCGUUACAGCGUCAUCUGGUGUUCCAAUUGAUAGUAUACUUAUUUAUAACCCAACUAAACGUCAUGAAGCAUGGAGAUUUUUAACCUAUAUGUUUAUUCAUAAUGGUUAUGUGCAUUUAGCUUUCAAUUGUUUACUUCAAGUUGUACUUGGUCUUUUACUUGAAAUCGUUCAUAAAUUUUGGCGAGUUGGAUUAGUUUAUUUGUUAGGCGUUAUUGCAGGUUCUUUAGCUCAUUCUGUGAGUGACCCAUUUGUUUUGUUGGCAGGAGCUAGUGGAGGCUGUUAUGCACUUAUUGGCGCUCAUUUAGCUACUGUAAUAAUGAAUUGGGAUAUAAUGCAGGAGGGAUGGCUAAAAGAUCCUUUAAACUUUAUAUCAAGUGGUGUUGUCAGAUUAAUUCUAAUUAUUCUACUUGGUGGUGGUGAUACCGGGUUAGCUAUUUAUGCUCGAUUGAAAAACCCAGAUGAGAGAACUCGUGUUGGUUUUUCUGCUCAUUUUGGUGGCUUUAUAGCAGGUCUUUUAUUAGGUGUAGUUAUUUUGCGUAAUUUAAAGGUAGAAAAAUGGGAAAAAGUUUUCUUUUGGAUAUGUAUUCUUUUCUUCGUCCUAUUUGCUAUAGCAGCUAUCUUAUUCAAUGUGUUUUGUGUAAGAAUUAACAAAUGUCCUGCCUCUAUAUGGAAUACUUAAUAAAAGUCUAUCAGAUUUUCAAUUUUUUUGACGGAGAAUUUAUGCAUUAUUGUUCUGUGAAAACACAUUUUUUCCAGAUUGUGAAUCUAAUUUUGUAUUUGAACGUAUGUAUGUAACUAAUCAAAGCACUGUGCCUUUUUGUUGUUGUACCUAUGUAUGGGACUGUUUUCGUUGGCCUUCUUUGUUAGCUCUUACCCCUUUAUUGAUUUAUUUAAGAUAUAAUUUUUUUGAAACCGUUUAUACUUUUUCGUUUCCUAUUUUUAUUUAGUAUAAAGCCUUUCUUGUUAUUAUCAUUUUUUUCUGACUUCACUGGUCUCUAGUGGUCAGUAUACAAUUUUUCAUGAAAUACAUACCUUGUUUCUUUUAUAAAAAAGGACAAGUAAAUAUUUUCCAUCCAAUAAAAAGGAAUUACCAUAUUUAUUCUUGUCUGGUCAACCUUUCAUGCUCAUUUCUUAUACUUGGACUCUUUCUCAUUUUUUUUUACUAGAAUAACUGAUAUCAAUGUGGUACAUGUUGACACUUAAAUACAAAUUGUUGGUUUUGUAUAUCUUAUUGUCUAGUCCUAGUGAUUUUUGUUUGUUUAUUCAUUUUUCUUCAAUCUGUAAUCAUCUCUGGGUAUUUUGACUAAAUUAAUUCUUGUUUUGUUUCAGUAAAAUCGAUUUAUUAUUAUUAUUAUUUGGUUGUGUAUCAGACAAUCUAAGCUAAGUAGACAUAAUAUCAUUAUAUUUUGUUUUGUAAUGUAUCAGUGUAGUAUACAUACAUGAAAGAAUGUUUACUUUUUGUGAAGGUUCAUGAAGCGUCAGUAAUGAGUAUUUACUUUGAAAAAAAAGACAAACGAAAAACAGGACAGCUUAAAUAAACAAUAGAAAGUAAAUAAAUAAGAUUCCUUAUUUUUAGUUAAGAUUUUAUGUAUAAUUCAGUUUAUUUAUAUGACUUUUUCACCUGAUUUAUUCACAAUCUAUGUGACUAAGAUUGAUCAAUAAAUUGUUCUUCCUUCAUAACUUGUGAAGGUAUUCUUUUUUUAACCAUAUAGAUAUAUGUAUUUGUAUGCAUUGCGCAAUUAGAAACUUUAUACAUAUGAUUAUUGUUUGCUAGUUUAUACUUUCUAUAAUAUAUAGUUGUGUACUUGAUAUAUUGUUCUUUUUCAUACAUUGGAUAACCAUUAGAUAUGAAGAUUAGUAAUUUGGAUGAUUUGAUAUUGUAUUAUUUGUACUCAUUUAGUAAAUAGAUCGAUGAUUGU